Messenger RNA from Nematocida minor, 801 nucleotides. RefSeq names its product CCR4-NOT transcription complex subunit 7/8. Lineage: Eukaryota; Fungi; Microsporidia. The record is from RefSeq and is a predicted model, not a curated record. Bases 1 to 801 code for a protein of 266 amino acids. Gene Ontology annotation, cellular component: CCR4-NOT core complex; CCR4-NOT complex; P-body. The transcript has a single exon. Gene Ontology annotation, molecular function: poly(A)-specific ribonuclease activity; nucleic acid binding.
AUGGAAGAACAACGGGGCGCGAAAAGAGACACAGAAAACGAAAUAAGAAAUGUGUGGAAGCACAACCUCGAAGAGGAAAUAGAGCUCAUGGCGCAGAAAAUAGAAGAGUAUCCGUACAUUGCCAUGGACACAGAGUUUCCGGGAGUUAUAGCGAAGCCUAUGGGCACGUUUUCAACGCAGACAAUGUACACAUACCACCAGCUGAGAUGCAACGUAAGCCUGCUAAGUCUGAUCCAGCUGGGGAUAUCUCUGUCAAACGAAAAAGGCGAUAAGCCCGUGCCAAGCACAUGGCAGUUCAACUUUCAUUUUGAUAAGAAGGCAAGCAUGUCGGCGCAGGAGUCUAUGCAGAUACUUGAGCACGCAGGCAUAGAUUUUGACAGGCUUAAUAAAGACGGAAUAAACAUCGAUACAUUUUCUGAGCUUAUCACAAUCUCAGGGCUCCUGAUGAACAGAUCUCUGAAAUGGGUGUCUUUCCACUCGUCGUACGACUUUGGAUAUUUUAUUAAAGCCAUAACAGGCCAGGAUCUUCCCAACACGAUCGAUGAGUUCUCCUACACGCUCUCAAAAGUUUUUCCGUACUUCUACGACAUAAAGUACCUUAUAAACCUUCUUGGAAAGAAGGGCGGUCUGCAGGAUCUUGCAGACGAGCUGUCGGUUGAAAGAGAGGGGAUCCAGCACCAGGCAGGGAGUGAUGCUCUUCUUACGCUCAAAGUAUUCCACACCCUCAAAACACAAAUCAUUCCCGAUGCCGAGCAGAACGCCAAGUACAAAUGUAAAUUAUUUGGAAUUGAUGCAGCAUAG